AGGCAUACAUGGGAUAUAUGAUGUCAUAUCCCGGUGGCCGAGCACUCUGGGGAGAGAAGGGCAACUUCUUUUGGGCAGAAACACCUGGUGGGAUUCCUGAUAAGAAACAGUAAGUGUGUGUACAUAUGAGCAAGUGAGCGUGUAAGAGUCAGUGUGUGUCCAAAAUCCAUUGUGUGUGUGUAAGGGCCAGUUUGUGUAUGUGUGUGUGCAAGAGCCAGUGUAUGUGUGUGUGUGUGUGUGUGUUUAAGCCCCAGUGUGUUUGUAUAUGCCUAUGUAUGAGCCUGUGAGGGCAUGUGUGCGUAUUGAUUAGUAAAACGUUUUCAUUUAGAGUUUAUUAUUUAUUUUUCCCAUUUAAAAAAUAUAUUCAUAUAUGUUUGUUUGUAUAUAUAUAUAUAUAUAUAUACACACACACACACUACAGAGUAGAACAAUCAGAGAAAGGGGAGAGACACAAAGGAGCAAAAGAGAUAAGAUACCCUAAAGGGGGAAAUACAUUUAGAAGGGGGAUAAAAUACAUAAGGGGUUUAGAAGGGGUUAAAAUAAAAUAAACCUAUCAUGCUUUUAAUGUAUCAUUAUCGUGAUACAUUUUGAGGGACCCUGUCACUGGAAUAUAGUAAAGGUUAUUAUGCAAAUAGUGGCAAAAUGUCAGUGAAACUACCUGAUUCUACAAUGUGCGAUAAAAUAAAGCUAAACUGGCAGCAUUCUUACGAUCAAAGGCAAGGUAUUCAGGCAGUAGAACGCUACAUGCUGUACAUAAAAUAUAAAAAGGAAAACGCACAAGAAGAAGCAUAUAUUGAUACAGUGCUGCUGAAAUGAACAUAAAUUAUGCAGAAGAUCAGCAGACACCAUACACAUCCAAUUAUAUAGGUAUCAAAACUACAUUACAGUAUGUUUCUUGCAUGAAAAUAAGAAUUUAGUCUCAUAUUAUGACCAUAAUCAGCUCCAUCUGUUUAGUUUGAUUAUUGAUGAAGGACUUAUUCUCUGAAAUAAGGCGAGUGUUACUUUCAUUAAAAUAUGUAAAUCUAUAUUGAGCUAUGCAGACAGCCACACCUGAUACACUUUCACGUAUUCAUAAUUCAUACAUUCCAUAACAGUAUGCUCUAAAGAGCCAUCUGGUGGCUACAGUGUGUGACAAUUUGUAUGAGAAUUCUGCUCUACACUUUGGUGUUUUAAUAUGAUUUUGCCAUUUGAACACUUUCCUUUCCUAUUGGACACGCUUCAGUGGUUCCUCAAGGAGGAUUGCAAAUACAUCUAGUAGAGAAUCAUGCAAAAAAUAUUUAAUGCUCAUUUCCAUUAAUGUUUAAAGGACCACUAUAGGCACCCAGACCACUUCAGCUUAAUGAAGUGGUCUGGGUGCCAGGUCCAGCUAGGGUUAACCCUUUUUUUUUUUAAUAAACAUAGCAGUUUCAGAGAAACUGCUAUGUUUAUGUUAGGGUUAAUCCAGCCUCUAGUGGCUGUCUCUUGACAGCCGCUAGAGGCGCUUGCAUGCUUCUCAGUGUGAUUUUCACAGUGAGAAGACGCCAGCGUCCAUAGGAAAGCAUUGUAAAUGCUUUCCUAUGAGACUGGCUGAAUGCACGCGCAGCUCCUGCCGCGCAUGCGCAUUCAGCCGAAGAGGAGGAGAGGAGGCGGAGAGGAGGAGAAGAGAUCCCUGCUCGGCGCUGGAGAAAGAGGUAAGUUUAACCCCUUCCUCCCCCCUCAGCGCCACGGGAGUGGGACCCUGAGGGUGGGGGCACCCUCAGGGCACUAUAGUGGUCCUUUAAACUGCUGGUGAUACCUAAACACAAUUACAUUAUAGUUGGGAUUUAUUUGUUAGUUAAAAAAAAAAUAUAUAUAUAUAUAUAAAUACAAAAAAACAACAACAAAAACUCCCAGUGCUCACAAUUAAAUUGUGCAAUGUAUAAAUUCCUAGUUCAAAUAAGGAGAUAUAAAUAUGUCAGUGAAUGAAGAUUGUUUUUUCCAGACAAUUUUUUUCUCCCACUGUCAGAGUGGUAGUUUAUGGUGAGAGGUAAGUAGCUUUCACAAUCUUUCAAUAUAUAUAUAUUGUCAAACAUAUAUUAUCGGAAUUAUAUAAAUUUAUAAACAUUAAUUCUCAAGAUACUGUGGACUGCAUGUCAUUAAAGGCUGAUUGCCUAUUGUAUUUUUCUGUGUAAUAUUUAAUUUUACUCAGGCUGUAGAUAGUUACUCAGGCUGUAGAUAGUUGUAUUGAGUUCUCUUAAGUCAGUAAUGACUGACUUUGGCGUCAUUUUUCAACAUGCUCAGUCUGCUGAACCAUGGGAUACGUAGUGCGUUGCGGUGGAAAGAGAUAUCAAAGGCUUAUAAUGUUGAAAAAAAUGUAUAAAAGAAGUUGCAAUAUUUUUGCCAGUAUUUUCCUUUAUCUGUUUUGCCCUGCUCAUCUGUUUUGCUAUUUUAAAUAGUGGCGCUGUCAAUUUAUAAACAAGAGCACAUGAAAAUAACCAUAAAAAUCUUGAAAGCUGUGUACUAAAAUAUAUUUAGCUUGUUAAAGGUGGCUGUGUUGGUAGUGGCAGUUACCCCUUUAUGGCUCCUCUGAAUAGCCUCUUUCUUAACCAGCAUUAAAAAAAAAAAAAAACAUACAGGUGGGGUUUAAGCUUUUCCAAGACAAAGAUAAAAAUUAAAAUGAUCAUGAAGUAUUUUAACACUAUAAAUUAUUGCACAAUUAUCGGUUGCAAUCACAAGAUGUUUGAAGUUCUAAUGCCUCCAAGCUUUCCUGGGGCAUCCCAGGAGGUUGACAAUGCACCAUGUCCAUUAAACAGGAACACUCAGGAAACACAGUUGGUAGAUCGCAAGAUUUUAUUCCAGUAAGUAUAAAAGCAACUAUAGGUCCUAUGCAUUUCAUCCAGUUGCCUUGGACUUCCUCAGGGACCACUUACAUUAAACGUAUUAAGUAAAGUAAAUAAAAUAUGCAUAUUUGUUUAUGGCACUCAUUUGUUUUUAAUACUUUUAAUGUAAGCUGCCCCUGAGGAAGUAAUGUAGGACCUAUAGUUGCUUUUAAGCUUAAUGCAAUAAAAUCUUUAUAUUCACCGCCGGAGUUUCCUGAGUGUUUCUGGGAGACAUUCAAAGGAGAAGGUGCUGUCAGCCAUUGGAGAGAGGUUUGGAGGCACUAUAACUUCAAACAUCUUGUGAUUGCAACCAAUAAUUGUGCAAUCAUUUAUAGUGUUACAAUUCUUCACUAUCAUUUGCAUUUUUAUCUUUGUCUAGAAAAAGCUGAAACUCCACGUGUAUGUUUUUUAUGACUUAUAAACAAGUCUGAGUCAAGAGUGCACCUUUUUUUCCCAGAUAUUUUUUUCUGCCACUGUCAAAGUGGUAGUUUAUGGUGAGAGGUAAGUAGCUUUCACAAUCUUUCUUUUUGUUUAACCCCUUUACAUUAGCUCUCAUUUAUACACGAUUGUCAUACCCCGCAAUCAUUUAUACAUAAUUGCAAAGGAAAUGCAUUUAUUGCAAACAAAUUUAAUUAGCAAAUUAUCCCUAUAGUAUCCUCUGAAUGGUACAGCUCAGCGGCACUAAAAGCCACCUCACUGUGACUUUCAUUCACACAGCUUUGCACAGAGUCUAACUCUCCGUGUCAGCUCACUCAGUGCUGAUCCGGCAGGGGAGGGAUGAGCAGAGGACAGAUAAGCAGCCUGUCCUCUAUGUUUGAGCUGCUGCUGUCCAAGGAAAGUGAACAGGGGAAGAGCCCAGCAGUUCUAUCUCCAUCGCCUGCCUGCACUCACAGGGACAACAGAGGUGGAAGUAAAAUAUUAUAUCACCCUACUCCAUGUGAAACAUAGCAAAGGAGCAGCCGGGUGGACACUGCUGUGACAGUAACACUCACACAAAGCCAUCGGAGGGAGGCUGAAGGGGAAAGGAGAGCUGAGGGAGUUAAGCGGAGGAGGGUCAUCUACAAACAAAACAUGCAACAAAGGUUGGGGUGGCUGAACAGGUAAAUACAGCCUCCCCACAUACAAUCUAUCCCCCCACACAAUCAUGCUAUCACAUCAGCCUCUCCCCCAACACAACUCAGCAACCAUGUCACAUGACCCCUCUACCCGCACACACAGUCAGUCAACCUGUCAUAUACCCCCUUGAGCACACGCAGUCAAUAACCCUGUCACAUCAACCCCUCACCACAGUCAGUCACAUCAUCCCCUAUCCUCACACUCAGUCAGUCACCCUGUCACAUCACCCCCUCUCCCCACACACUCAGUUAGUCACUAUGUCACAUUACCCCCUCCCCUCACACAUAGUCAGUUACCCUGCCACAUCACCCCUACCCCCACACACAGUCACCCUGUCACAUCGCCACAUCCCCCCCACACAGACCGUCACCUGCCACAUCAUCCCUCACACAGUCACUCCUCACACUUAUCCCUCACACACAGUCACAUUGUCAAAGUCACCCUGUUACACUCACUCUGUCACAACCAUGCCACAGUCAUCCUCAUAAACACACAGGCACCCUUAGGCACAAGAACCACCCCACAGAAUGUAUCCCUCAUACUCACACAAUCACAUGUAUGUGUCACUCUGUACAUCAGUGUGUUUAUGUGUGUGUGUAGGUGCAUGUAUAAGAGAGUAUAUGUGUAUGCGUGUAGAUAUGUGGAUUUAUAUCAAUUUGUGUAUGUAUGCGUGCGUCUUUUUGUGUGUAUCCAAAGUGGCAGUUUGACUGCAAUGUAAGGGUGAUAUGGUAUUGGUAAUGUCAUGGUAAUGUGGCAAUAUAUACAAUAUUGACGUAUGUGUGUAUAUAUAUAUAUAUAUAUAAAGAAUAAAAGAUAAGGGCUGCGCCAAUGCAAAAUAAAAUAACAAAUAGUCCAAGUAAAUGAAUGUAGUAAAACAAGAACGUCUUAUCUAGAAUAUGCUCUUGGAGGUCAUGGAAUCUAUCCGUGCUUGAUCCGGAACAAUUGUCCUUUUUAUGUUCAUCCGUCAGGGUCCGCUCGUAUAUAGAAGAUAAAAGAGUGGAGAGCCAAUAGUGUAAAAUGCUUAAAACAAUAAAAAUGAGUAAAAAGGGAAAAAUAAAACUCACAUUUGAAAGAGCUAAACUUGCUCUAGUAUAGAAGGCGUACAGCGGUUUGAUCCCCGCUUAUGGGAUAUAGGGUGGACUUCCUCCGUCAGUGGUGUAUCCAACACUCGGGUAGAAAGAAACAGCCAAUAGUGUACACUGAGUAAAAUAUUGGUAAUAAAAUUAAAUUUUCCUUGACGUAGCGCUGGUGGUAUAAUCCCCACCUAUAAUUUCUUGGAGUCCGGGAUGUUAAAAGGAUGCCAGGUAGUAAAUGAAUUAGAGUGUAUAAAAGGAUAAGUGGCACAAAUAAAAAGUAACCAAAUAUACUUUAAUAUAUAUAAAAUACACAAUUAAAAGUCCAUAAACGCGUUUCGCCAACAACGGCGUUAUCAAUAUGGGGUAAGCAAGUAUUUAUAUAUUAUAUACACACACACACACACACACACACACAUAUACACACGCACAAUGGAGUGUGAACAAUGUAUAGGUGAGAGGAUUAUAGACUAUGUGAGGGAAAAAAAGUAAUUAUGUUACAUAAUGAGAAAUGUGAUUUAUUUACAACUCUGUUUUCCUAUGUGUAAACUCAUUGUUUUUCUGUCCAGUCAAAAUGUUUGUUUUUGUCUCCAUUAAAUAAGGUUACCCAAGCAUACCCAACACCCAAAAUGCUCAGAUUCUGGAGGUGUUUUUAUUUAUUUUUUUCAAACUAUUUGGUAGUGAAGGGGUUAAGAACAAUAAAAAAAUCCAUCAGGUUGCGAUUGUGGAUUUUUUACCUGACAAUUACAUUUUUUUUCCUAUUAAUAUUCCUCAUUUGUCUUACUUUGUAGUAAAAUGGUACAAUUAUCAGGAACAAAAAGGAGAAAAGAAUCCUAA
Messenger RNA from Pelobates cultripes (western spadefoot toad), 5863 nucleotides. Lineage: Eukaryota; Metazoa; Chordata; Amphibia; Anura; Pelobatidae. The record is from the annotation of a GenBank genome assembly.